AUGCCUUUUUUCAAAAUUAAAACUGAUAAAAAGUCAUCAACAACAAAAAAAACUACUGCUACUACUACUGCAGCUACUCCCGUUGCUGCUACUGCAGCUGCUGCAGUGGCUGCAGCUGCUUCUAAUAGUAAUUCGACAAGAGAAGCAAGAAUUGCUGAAUUUUAUGCCCGAAAGUCUGUUGCUAGCCGGGGUUCGUUAUCGCAUCUACAACAGCUACAACAACAGCCACAACAGUUACUACAACAACCACAACAACUACAACUGCUACUACAACAGCCACAACAGUCACAACAACAACCGCAACAUCGGCAGCUUCAAAAUUUAUUUAUAUCUCCAUUAUUAGAACUGGAAUCUAAUUCAGCAGCAGCUGCAGCAGCUGCAGCUGCAACCACCACAGCCACAGCAGCAGCAACGCCAACAGUAACCUAUUUCGUUGAUUUAAAUGGCAAUUAUUUAGCAACUGACUCUGGGCAACAACAACUACUACAUCAUCAGCAACAUCUACAACAACAUCUACAACAACAUCAACAACAACAUCAACAGCAACAUCUACAACAAAAUCAUCAACAACAAAUUUCUUCAAGUCUUCGAGGUCCGCCUCAUCCUAAUUCCUCCAAUAACUCUUUGAGGAUCUCCACAAUGACCUACAGGCAGUUUCAAGAACAGCAGCGACAACAACAACUACAACAGCAGCCACAACAGCAGCCACAACAGCAUCAGCCACAACAGCAUCUAAUACUGCAACAACAACAACAACAUAUAGACCAGCAACAACAACAAUCGCCGAGUUUCGUCAUCUUACAGCCGGUUGAUGGAGACGACCCAAUCCCACUCAAUCAUCAUCACCACUACCAUGAUUACGACUACCUACAACAACAGCAACUAUUGGACUAUUAUCAUAACUUGGCUCAACAACGACAGCAUCAUCAUCAACAACAACAACAACAGCAACAACUUCCGCAGCAGAUGUUGUUGUACAUGGAAUCUCCACUGCCAACAUCAGCAACAACGCCAACAACAAUAUCACAACAAGCUGAGGCAAGCGUCUAUGAUGACGAUGAUGGCGACAACGACGAUGAUGAUGAUGAUGACGUCAUAGUUGACGCUGACGCAACCAAUAAUGUUGGAGGUGACUAG
Helobdella robusta is the source of this 1137-nucleotide messenger RNA. RefSeq lists its product as hypothetical. The coding region runs from base 1 to 1137 and encodes 378 amino acids. Lineage: Eukaryota; Metazoa; Annelida; Clitellata; Rhynchobdellida; Glossiphoniidae. The record is from RefSeq and is a predicted model, not a curated record. The transcript has 3 exons.